CACAUAUCAUUUUACAUAGCUCUGGAGUAGGUGAAGCCUGACAGAUGCAAUGCCAGCAACGACGUUGCACAAGCAGCAAUCUCACAGGUCCUACGUCGAAGAAGGAAGACCAAAUGAUGGGUGAAGGCUAAACAUAAGGACCAUCCAACACUACACCGCUUCAAUCUUUGAGGUUAUUUUCACCUCUUCAAUCCUUCCUAUACCAGCCAUGAAGAGGUGGCAAGGGGUAGGUCAGGUGUUGUGGAUGUUGAGCGCAAGGGUGCAAGUUGUGGGAUCUAGCAAGGUAAGCUUUUGCACAAUGGCAAUGUGGAAGAAAACACACAUCUCUAUAUAUAUAUAUUUAUGGUAUCUAUAUAUAUAUUGGAUUCAGCCCCUUGCGAAUCGCCUCCUGAUGCCACUUGCCUGGACAAGCUUUUGCACUGCUGCUUAUGUCAGUAUGUUUUUGCAUUUAUUCUUUGUGUAGACGAUGUAUUAUACAAUGGAUAGAGGCUAUUCUGCUAUCGUAGCUGCUGACAAGGUCCGCAUAAUUCCCACCCUAAGAGCUUGUGGGCUAUUUUGGCUCAAAGAGUCCUGUCCCUGGCACCAGGCAGCACUAAGGCAUUUUUGUCAUCGUGCAAGAGUCAGUCAACAAGCAGCUGAAGAUCUUCACUACGCCAAGCUUUGAACCCCUCAACAAUCAUCAGAAUGGUUCGAUGUGUCACCAGCGGUCACCAUGCAACGAACGCGAGGACCAUGGCAGAGAGCAGCUCCACAGGACGUGGCACGGCAGCAGCCUCUGUGGGAGGAUCACGCACAGCCUUGGCUCGACGGUCCAACACCAGGAGCGGCGCGGGAGCAAAUUCAGGGGCAAACAGCGGUGGGCGCAAGGCCUCUGGAGGAGGUGGCAUUUUGAAGUUCUAUUCGGACGACUCUCCUGGAUUGAAAGUGGGUCCCACCACAGUACUUGUGCUUUCCUUGGUUUUCAUGGCAAUAGUGUGCUCAUUGCACAUCCUGGGCAAGUUCAGAAGUGGAUAAGGUGAUUCCAACCUCACGAAGGAAAGGGCCCAGGGCCGAACACAAGGGACCUGGACGUGCAAUGCACAAAGACACGCGACGUGGCGAACGUCACUGGUGGAAAA
Messenger RNA from Durusdinium trenchii, 1118 nucleotides. The record is from the annotation of a GenBank genome assembly. NCBI's taxonomy places the organism in Eukaryota, Dinophyceae, Suessiales, Symbiodiniaceae.